Molecule: messenger RNA, 1215 nt
Organism: Leguminivora glycinivorella
Lineage: Eukaryota; Metazoa; Arthropoda; Insecta; Lepidoptera; Tortricidae
Product: cyclin-dependent kinase 20-like
Exons: 6
Coding region: 57-998 (313 amino acids)
Biological process (GO): protein phosphorylation
Cellular component (GO): nucleus
Molecular function (GO): cyclin-dependent protein serine/threonine kinase activity; ATP binding
Source: RefSeq, a predicted model, not a curated record
UGAACGUCAACAUUCUCUAUUCUAAAUUACCAAAUAAACAUCUAAACACAACAAAUAUGGAUAAAGACGUAUCAAACUACUCUGUGGUCGGUCGCAUAGGCGAAGGCGCCCACGGCCUCGUAUUUAAGGCGAAGCACUUGCCUACGGGGCGCGAGGUGGCCCUGAAGAAGAUCUUGAUCAAAAACCUGGAGGAUGGGAUACCGGUCAAUGUGAUGAGGGAAAUUAAGGCUCUGCAGCUGCUUCGGUGCAAAUAUGUAAUAAAACUCUACGAAAUGUUUCCCCGCGGCAUGAGCCUGGUGCUGGUGUUGGAAUACAUGCGCUCAGGGUUGUGGGAUAUGCUCCACCACAACCAGGGCGCGCUGACGACGCCCGUCGUGAAGAGCUACGCUCAGAUGCUGCUGAAGGGCACGCGGUAUAUGCACGCUCACUACGUCAUGCACAGGGAUCUCAAACCAGCGAAUUUACUAAUAAACCAUGAGGGUAUCCUGAAAAUCGCAGACCUUGGCCUAGCGCGCCUGUACUGGCCCGACGGCGGCCGGCCCUACUCACACCAAGUGGCUACGAGGUGGUAUCGUGCCCCGGAGCUUCUGUACGGGGCAAGGUUUUACAACGAGAAGGUGGAUAUGUGGGCUGUCGGCUGCAUCAUCGCGGAGAUGGUACUUAAGAAACCGCUGUUUGCUGGUGAAUCCGACAUCGAACAACUAGCCAUAGUCCUCCAGCAUCUCGGCACCCCAACAGAGGAAACGUGGCCAGGCCACGCCCAGCUGCCAGACUUCCACAAGAUCACAUUCCCUGAGUCGUCACCCACACCUUGGUCGGAAUUGUUACCAGCGGUAGAAGCAGAUGCUGUCCAGCUAGUCAAGUCUUGUUUGUGCUAUGGUGCUGAUAAGAGGAUUUCUGCUAAGCAGGCUCUACGGCAUCAAUGGUUCCAGACACGGCCCUUGCCAGUGCCUUUAGCGGAUAUGCCGAAACCAACAAGUUCUGCUAAGCUAAAAUAACCGCUAAGUGUAUGAAAAUAAAAGAUCUCAAUCAAUUUAUUUGCUUCUUUAACUGUUGUUUCAGGUCAAUACUUUCUGAUUUUAGCCAAUUUUAUGUAAUUCCAUUCGUAAGGUGUAGGUUACUAUUAUAAAGCAAAUAACUACUUCGACUGGGCAUUAAUACCUUACCAUCCACCUAUGAAUAAUUCAACAUUCAUAUGCACUUGAAGUGUAAGUA